Messenger RNA from Lachancea fermentati, 1290 nucleotides. The record is from the annotation of a GenBank genome assembly. Lineage: Eukaryota; Fungi; Ascomycota; Saccharomycetes; Saccharomycetales; Saccharomycetaceae.
AUGGCCAACAAACGGAGACCGAAGAAGAUCAAAGCGCCAUAUAAGAAAUAUGUGGCUGGUCAGGGUUUCGUCCAUACCCGGGGAUUUACAGGUAGCGAUUCGUUGGAGACCCCGGAUGCCAGCAAAGAUAGUAUUAUUCAUACUCCCCAAGGGGAUUAUUUUUAUGAUAUCAAUACAGAAUCUGUGGUACAUAUCAAUUCGAGGCCAUCUCUACCGCGGAGCGAGGACUGCUUGGAUGGCGAGGCUGAAAUGGUUCUUCCUUGGGAAAUAUUUGGUUUAGUACUAAUGCAAUGUGAAAGAGUUGAACCCCAAUUUCUUUGCGUAUGUCGACACUGGUAUUUGAUGUGCUUACCAUUGGUAUAUCAUACGCCACAGCUUACUAGUAGGAACUUUCACAAAUUCGUCGACACUCUGAUAAACAAUAGAAAGAAAAAGCUUGGUGAAUAUGUUAUAAAUUUGAACCUUUCAACAAUAAUACAGAGCGGAAAGAAUUCUUUCGUCUCGAAGCUUCUGAGGCGAUGCAGUGCAAGGCUAGAGCAUUUUACCGCUCCUCAGACUAGUUUCGGCUAUGCACCACUAAUAAGUCUAAAAUCUUGCCAUCAGCUCAAGUAUUUGGAUUUAGGAUUGGUAUCAGAAACGGUGCAAUUAAGAGAAUUGUUUUCAGCGAUAAAAGGUUUCAGCAAUCUCACACAUUUAUCUUUUCCACGAAGUUCUGUUGAUUGCGAUGGCUUCAGGGAGUUUGUAUGGCCACCCAACCUGAAGUAUCUCAAAUUAAGCGGCGGAAUUACUAACGAAUUUGUUCGUGAAACUACUUUCCCUUUGACUAUUAAAACUCUGGAAUUCUCUUUCUGCCCACAAAUCAAUGAGCAUGCUGUAUACACUGUAUUAGCCAAAAUUGGGGAUCGCCUGCGCCACUUAUACUUCCAUUACCCAAUGCCAGCCCUUCAUGAAAGUUCUUUAGACUACGUUUUCCGCUAUUGCUCAAACCUUUUAUCAAUUCAAUUGAGUGUAGACUACUGCUCAAAAUGGGCAUUUUCAGAGAACUUACUCACACCACUACCUUAUUCACGCCCUCUUCGAACGAUAAUAUUAGAGUGUAGCGGCAAUUUGGGACAAGCAUUUAAAGUUCAUCCAGACGAUUUAACAAUCGCGCUUGUUGAGGAUAGACUUCCGAAUCUACGUACAAUAAGGGUGACAUCCAAAUUGGGCUGGGAUAUGAAUAGCGAUGAUGUAAGUGACUUAGUUUCUUGUUUAGAAGAUCAGGACGGAAGCGUUUAUGUAAAUUAUUAG